AUGGUCGACUUUGAAACCCCUUCCGCCAAUCCAAUUUCGCCCUCGGAGGAUAUUCCUCAGCUAACCAUCAAUCACGAUGUCGCUGAGAGCCUAGACUCUACCAACGCCUUCGAAGGCCCAGAGAAGUUGCUUGAGGUUUGGUUCGCCCCCAGUGCCGAUGCUCUCCCAGCCGGCGCACAGCCAGAUGGCUUGAAGGCCGUCCUGGCCGACACUUGGGUUCCCAUGCUGGACGAGGUUCACUGCAAGGUCCUCUCCGUCGUCAACUCGGAGCAUAUCGAUGCCUAUCUUCUCUCCGAGUCGAGCAUGUUCGUCUUCCCUCAUAAAUUAAUCUUGAAGACAUGUGGUACCACGACAUUGCUCUGGGGUCUCAAGCGCAUGCUGCGCAUUGCCGCUCGCGAGGCUGGUUUCCCCUUCCAUAAUGUCGAUGGUCUUGACGAUGACAACGUGGCCGCGACCCCCUACCGCGUUUUCUAUAGCCGCAAGAAUUUUCUGUACCCGGAGAAGCAGCCUUCACCCCACCGAAGCUGGGGUCAGGAGGUCAAGUUCCUGGACGACAUGUUCGACCACGGUAGCGCCUACAUGGUUGGGAAAAUGAACGGGGACCACUGGUACUUGUACAUCACUUCGCCCCAGGCCAACCUGACACCUCCACGUUCGCCUGACGCUGAUCGUACGCCAACCGCGACGCGCCACCUGAAGAUACCUACCGGUCUUGCGUCGGCCUUCAAUGGCGCUGCUGAGAACGACGAUGAGACUCUCGAGAUUUUGAUGACCGACCUCGAUCCUGAAAAUGCGAAGCAAUUUUACUUGGAGCGCGCGAGUGCGGUCGCGUCUGAAAAUUCUUCAGACGAAGUCUUUGAUGAAGCCAGUCUCGCUAGCGAGUCUGACCAGCCGGGCAUCAACACUCCGCUGUCUGAAAUCGAUCCCGUCAGUCUCACCACCGAGGGGCAUGCCCUUGGAACAGUGGUUUCGGACUGCUGCGGUCUUUCCGACGUGUAUCCCAAGUCCAAGUAUCCAGAAGCUCGAAUUGAUGCUUAUAUGUUCAACCCUUGCGGCUUCUCUGCUAACGGCGUCAUCCCUGCGCCGCACGCGAACGGUGGCGAGAAGUCCACUCACUAUUUCACCGUCCACGUGACACCGGAGCCUCAGUGCUCCUACGCCUCUUUCGAAACCAACGUUCCUGGCGGCCAAAACGGACGUGAUACCUCUGAGGUCAUCGACCAGGUGGUUGGCAUUUUCAAACCCGGUCAUUUCAGCAUUACUUUGUUCGAGGCUAAAGAUGCCGACAGUGAUGUCUCUAUUGCUGGCCGCAGCAAGCGCAUGGAGAAGAUUCAAGGUUACCGUCGCAUCGACCGCAUCGUACAUGACUUUGAAGACUACGAGCUGGUUUUCCGGUACUACGAGCGUGAAGAUUGGGUUGGUGGUACUGGACUACGUGUCGGAGAGGAAAUAUAG
Truncatella angustata is the source of this 1455-nucleotide messenger RNA. Its product is annotated as S-adenosylmethionine decarboxylase. Gene Ontology annotation, biological process: spermine biosynthetic process; spermidine biosynthetic process. Gene Ontology annotation, cellular component: cytosol. The record is from RefSeq and is a predicted model, not a curated record. NCBI's taxonomy places the organism in Eukaryota, Fungi, Ascomycota, Sordariomycetes, Amphisphaeriales, Sporocadaceae. The transcript has 2 exons. Gene Ontology annotation, molecular function: adenosylmethionine decarboxylase activity. The coding region runs from base 1 to 1455 and encodes 484 amino acids.